Messenger RNA from Bufo bufo (common toad), 1398 nucleotides. Its product is annotated as D(1C) dopamine receptor. Gene Ontology annotation, molecular function: G protein-coupled receptor activity. Gene Ontology annotation, biological process: adenylate cyclase-activating adrenergic receptor signaling pathway. The transcript has a single exon. The coding region runs from base 1 to 1398 and encodes 465 amino acids. Gene Ontology annotation, cellular component: membrane. The record is from RefSeq and is a predicted model, not a curated record. NCBI's taxonomy places the organism in Eukaryota, Metazoa, Chordata, Amphibia, Anura, Bufonidae.
AUGGAAAAUCUCUCAAUUUACAAUGUCACAAUCAAUGUGUUAAAUGUAGAACUAGAUGUUGCCAGCAAGGACCUGAGCCUCCGGGCACUUACAGGCUUGUUAUUGUCCUUGCUCAUACUUUCUACUCUUUUAGGGAACACAUUAGUAUGUUUAGCUGUAAUCAAGUUCAGACAUCUCAGGUCCAAAGUGACCAACUUCUUUGUCAUCUCUUUGGCUGUGUCAGAUCUGUUUGUUGCUCUUCUGGUGAUGCCAUGGAAAGCAGUGACUGAGGUAGCAGGCUACUGGCUCUUCGGAAAGUUUUGUGACACCUGGAUUGCCUUUGACAUAAUGUGCUCUACAGCUUCCAUCCUGAACCUGUGCAUCAUUAGCUUGGACCGAUAUUGGGCAAUUGCAAGUCCUUUCAGAUAUGAGAGAAAAAUGACACAGAGGGUGGCUUUCAUCAUGAUCGGUGUAGCAUGGACAUUAUCAAUCUUAAUAUCAUUCAUUCCAGUGCAGCUCAGCUGGCAUAAAUCUCAAGGGACUGUUGGAGAGCUUAAUGCUACAAACCAGACAGAGAAUUGUGACUCCAGCCUUAAUAGGACAUACGCCAUAUCUUCUUCUCUAAUUAGCUUCUACAUACCUGUGGUAAUCAUGAUUGGGACAUAUACAAGAAUAUAUAGGAUAGCUCAGACUCAGAUCAGAAGGAUCUCUUCACUGCAAAAAGCAGUAGAGCAUGCUCAGAGUUGUCAUCCUGAUUGUCCCCACGAAAACUCACUAAAGACUUCCUUCAGGAAGGAAACUAAGGUCCUGAAAACAUUGUCCAUUAUCAUGGGGGUGUUUGUAUUCUGCUGGCUACCAUUCUUUGUUCUGAACUGCAUAGUACCUUUCUGCCACAUUGGUCUUCCAGGACAUAGUGAUCCAGAACCCCCAUGUGUUAGUGAAACCACAUUCAGCAUAUUUGUGUGGUUUGGUUGGGCCAAUUCAUCCCUCAACCCUGUCAUUUAUGCAUUUAAUGCAGAUUUUAGAAAAGCAUUCACCACCAUACUGGGAUGUAACAGAUUCUGUUCCAGCACCAACGUGGAAGCUGUCAACUUCAGCAAUGAGUUAGUGUCCUACCACCAUGACACCACUUUUCAGAAAGAUAUCCCAGUCACUUUCAAUAGCUCCCAGCUUCCCAACGUUGUGACUCAAGACCAAGAGGAUUUGGAAGGGCAUUGUUUGGACAAAGUAUCUAUCAUAUCCAAUUCUCAUGGAAACAGGAGUCAUAAGAACGUGCUGUUACCUGUUAGUGUUCAGUUUGAAUGUGAGGCAGAAAUAUCUUUGGAAACAAUUACUCCGUUUACUUCUGCGGGACCCCUAGAAUGUCAUCCGCAUGCAGUGACUGAUGAGGACAGUCAAUAUACUACAAAACUAUAUUAG